AUGCAAGCUUUCAUAAAACUAAUGGUAAAAAUCGCGACGAAAUCGAGAGAUCGUGAAAGUUUAGAAAAGUUGGUUAGUUGUGGGAAAUUUUAUGAAGAUGGAAUCCGAGUCCCAGCUGACAUGAGAAAGGCCUUAAAAAUAUACAAAGUGGCCGCAAAAUUAGGUGAUAGUUAUUCCCAGUACAAGGUUGGAGUUUAUUAUGAAGUGCAACAAGAUUUAAAUAAAGCCAUCUAUUGGCUCGAGAAAUCGGCUCUUCAAGGACAUUCUGACGCUGAAACACGGUUACUUUUUACGGGUGUAGAGAUUCGCAGUCUUUAUAAAGACAAAUAUAUAUCUUCCGUACCAGUUGCCAAAGUUGCACAUUUCACGUUAACCAAAAUUUAG
Funneliformis mosseae is the source of this 384-nucleotide messenger RNA. Lineage: Eukaryota; Fungi; Glomeromycota; Glomeromycetes; Glomerales; Glomeraceae. The record is from the annotation of a GenBank genome assembly.